Daucus carota subsp. sativus is the source of this 741-nucleotide messenger RNA. RefSeq lists its product as uncharacterized. NCBI's taxonomy places the organism in Eukaryota, Viridiplantae, Streptophyta, Magnoliopsida, Apiales, Apiaceae. Bases 171 to 524 code for a protein of 117 amino acids. The transcript is spliced from 6 exons. The record is from RefSeq and is a predicted model, not a curated record.
AAUUAAACGAAUAAUAUUGAAUUCGAUUAUUUUGAGCAUAUUAAUUAAUAUAUGAAUGUAAAAAGUUUAGACUUGCAGAGCCUCCCGAGUUGAGCUGCAGAAACCACCGAAAUCGAGGAGCUUCCGGAGCAGCAGAAGGUAGAUCGUAGAUAGCAACUACAUGUAGAAGAAUGGAUCCACGAUACAUCCAGGAAACGUCCAAACAUUUGGAGAAACAGCAUGAGCUCCUGUGGGAUACUUACAGAUCAAUGACUCAUGAACUGCAGAAACUUCAGGUAGAGGAAGAGAUGCUGAUGCGCAAGUUUUAUGAAGCCAUGUCAGCUCAAGGUCUGAAUAAGAAGCCUAGUUCAAAAAAAGACAUUCGGUAUGUAUAUACUCGGCGUCCUCGAUCAGUGAAAGUGCCUGCUAUUGUAGUGCCUUCUGAGGCAUCAAUGUCGGAUAAUCUUUCUGCUUCACCUCCUACCCCUACAACUUCUUCCUCAGAUCUUCCUGCUACCCGAAGGUCUAGUAGGAAGAGGAAUUGAUAACACACUGGAGACAGCAAGCAAAAGCAUGAAGUAUCCAGACCUUCAAUGCAUAAUUAAGUGUGUAUCAGUGUAUAGUUGAUUGUAGUACAUAUAGGAUGCAACUCUAAACAAUCAUGCAAACUAGGAUCGAGGAACUGUGAUAGUUCCGAGUCCAAAUAACUCUGUAAUUGGCUAUUUACUAACUCAGCUUAAUAUAAUCAUCUUCUCCUGCUAA